Molecule: messenger RNA, 1665 nt
Organism: Letharia columbiana
Lineage: Eukaryota; Fungi; Ascomycota; Lecanoromycetes; Lecanorales; Parmeliaceae
Exons: 3
Coding region: 1-1665 (554 amino acids)
Biological process (GO): transmembrane transport
Cellular component (GO): fungal-type vacuole membrane
Molecular function (GO): transmembrane transporter activity
Source: RefSeq, a predicted model, not a curated record
AUGUCUCUACACCGUGUCAGCUCUAUGAGCUCUUACGAGCAAGUGGUGCGAGGUUCCUCGCCUGCAAGAUCAGAGCACAAGAAUAUGUCCUUCAACCCCGUGGGCAACGGCAAAGCGCCGGCCUGUAAGGACGAGCCUAUGGGGGCGUUUGAAGUCUCGAAGAUAAAGAGAAUAUUCCAGGUUGUUACCGCCGUCAUCUAUUGCCUCUUCGCAGCUGGGGUCGUAUUUGGAUAUGCAGCGAUUAAACCGGUCCUGAUUCAGGAGGGGGUCUACAGUCAGUUCUGUGAGAGAGACGAAUUUAGGAGUAGUGAAUUGGGGACGACGUGCUACGAGCAGGAAAUACGGCUCAAUUUCAUGUUCACAACAGCCGCCGUAGCAACAAACGUCUGCGCUCUCCCCGUGGGUACCGUCCUUGAUAGGUACGGCCCCCGUAUCAGCGGCAUCAUCGGCAGCAUACUUCUCACCAUCGGUACUCUCCUCAUGGCUUUCGCGACACAACUACCUUUCGAUGCAUAUAUUCCGGGGUACCUCUUCCUUGCCCUGGGCGGCCCUUUUAUAUUCAUUUCUUCUUUUCAACUCUCGAACACUUUCCCCCAACAUUCAGGCCUCAUCCUCGCCUUGCUUACCGGCGCUUUCGACUCAUCAAGCGCCGUCUUUCUUUUCUAUCGAUUGAUCUAUACGGCGUCUCAUGGAUCAUUUACGCCUCAGAAAUUUUUCUUGGUUUAUCUAGUCGUUCCUAUCUUCAUUUUAGUUGUACAAAUCCUUGUAAUGCCUGCCAACUCUUAUAAGACAGUUGGUGAGCUCAUAAUUCAGGCGGAGGAACGGACCGAGGAGAUCGAUUCUGCCAACCCGGAUGCUGAGAAUACAGUGAGGCGGCGCCAGCAUCGAGAAAGCGUAGUCUCGGAGACGACAUCUCUUCUCGGCAAAUCCGCCACUAAACAGCAGACAGAAGAAGAGAAGAAGAAACAGAUCAGUGGCGUGUGGGGUGCUCUACACGGUCGCUCGGCUAUGCAACAGAUCAUGACUCCCUGGUUUAUUUUCAUCGCCUUGUUCACUGUCGUCCAGAUGACGAGGAUUAAUUACUUCGUCGCCACAGUCACAACUCAGUAUGAGUACAUGCUCCACAGUGACGCUCUGGGUGAGCAAGUCAACCAUGUCUUCGAUGUCGCUUUACCAGUAGGCGGCGUGCUGAGUAUACCAUUCAUUGGCCUUGUGCUCGAUAACACGAGCACCCCUUUCACGCUCGCGUUACUCGUGUUUGUGGCUACAGCGAUCGGCGUUCUAGGUCUUCUGCCAUUCCUAUGGGCUGCUUACGGCAAUAUCGUACUCUUCGUUCUCUACCGGCCCCUUUACUACACCGCCGUUUCCGACUACGCAGCUAAGGUGUUCGGCUUCCAAACAUUUGGCAAGGUUUACGGGCUGAUCAUCUGCCUGGCCGGUCUGCUCAAUUUCUCGCAGUCAGGCCUGGACGCCCUGACUCACAAGGUCUUCCAUCGGAAUCCGCUGCCUGUCAAUAUUAUAUUGUUGGUGGUCGCUUUUGUGGUGGGUGUGGUGCUGGUAGGCUAUGUGUAUCAUCAGAGUAGGCAUCUGAAGAGAGAUGCUCUAGAAGAGGAGGCCGAAGAGACUGAAGAUACCAGAAUGCCUGGUGCUGCAAAUGGUGCUUGA